Molecule: messenger RNA, 873 nt
Organism: Sinocyclocheilus anshuiensis
Lineage: Eukaryota; Metazoa; Chordata; Actinopteri; Cypriniformes; Cyprinidae
Exons: 2
Coding region: 9-626 (205 amino acids)
Source: RefSeq, a predicted model, not a curated record
UCCUGCCAAUGGAAGGGCAACCUGACACAGCUGCUUAUUUAGAAAAAAAGAUGACAAAGCAGAAGAGAAAUGAUACUGUAAAAUCUAAUGAAGAUGAAGAAGAGGAUGAGGACGAGUUCUGUCUUUAUUACUCACCAAACCAGCAGCAGUACCGUAGAGAAGGGAGUGACGGAGAUCCUGAUGAGUUAGAAAGGGAGACAAGUGGACUGGCCGGGCAGACCAAGGAUGGUGAGGAUAUAGGAGAAAGAGUGGACACUGUUGAGCUUUCACAUGAAGAAUGCCCAGGUGAAGACGGGGAUGAAGAGCUGAUUCAAGUAGAGGACCCAUUAGUGACAGGGCACCGUGAAGAGGAACGGAUUGAAGUUGAGCACACAGUAUCACUUGAGCCAUGCAAUGAUUCCACGGUAGAUGAGAGACAUCCAAGACCACAGAGAGAAAAACGAGCCCCUCGACUGUUCACUUAUGAUCACCUCGGAACCCCCACCUGCUAUAAUACAAGCUGUAGUGGUGAAGUUCAGCAGUAUCAGAAUAUGUCUUACCUUGGACAGCAAGCACUUCCACCAUGGCCAAGUCCAGUGCCAUUUUAUAAUCCCUACCCAUAUCUUAUGUACGGAUAUCAGAGAUAGACUGUAGCAUAAUUCAGGCUAAGAAAAGAUUGAUAUAGUAAAAGCAGAAUACCCCAUGUUGAAGGAAAAUUAAUAAGAUUAAAAAUUAAAAAAAAACUGUGCAUUUCAAGAUGUCGGGACGACAUCUAAAUUUUGAGGGGGAGUGUGUAGAGGUUAAAAAGAUCAAAGAUCAAAAUGAUCAUAUAAAUGAUGGAAUCAAUGUGAUUCGACUGUAAUAAAAAAGAAAAAGAAAAAAAUAGUUAAAAUC